UUUUUUCUUCUGAAUGUUUAUAUCGACAAAUUAGAUUUUACGACGCUUUAAACAGAGAAAUCAUAAAUUUAAAAAUGGAUGUGAAUGCGUUUUUGGUUGAAGAGCUUUCUAGCAAUGAUGUAAGCGAAUCGGAAUUGUCAGAAUUCAAAGAAACGCAACCAUUAAAGGUACUGGACAUCAUAGCACCUGAUGAUUGUAAACCGACGAGUAGCACUAAUAUUUGUGGGAGUGAUGCGGUUCCUUUAGCAAAACAUAGUGAAAGUUCAACUGUAAUAGGUGGUGAAGGUGAAGCUGCUCUGAUAAAGCGUUUUGUGAGUGGCGAAGUAGAAUUUCCCGACUGUUACACGAAACUUGAGCCAGGCGAAGAAGAAGAAUAUGAUGUCGAUAAAUUCGAACUGGAAGCGCAAGAACAACAGAAGUAUAUUACUGAUGUGGAACAAUCUACAUCCCAGCAAGCGUCUGCAAAACGUCACAAUGAUUACGCUUUUAUGGAACACAAAACGGUGGAUACCGAUUUAAGUGAACCAAAUUGGCGCAGUAGGACAGAAAGUACCGGUAGCAGUACUGGACCUAGCACACCCAGGCGGCGUACUGUACUUAAUGCAGCGCUACAGGGUCUAAUGGGUGAGGCGAAUUUAAGUUUUGCACGUGGGCAAAUUGAUAUCGCAGAAAAAAUAUGCUUGGAAAUUAUACGACAGAAUCCACUAGCUCCGGAGCCAUUUUUUACGCUGGCGGAAAUAUAUGAAACACGAAAUACUGAAAAACAUUUGUAUUUUUUAACACUGGCGGCACAUUUGAAUCCACAUGAUCGUGAUCUGUGGAUACGUAUAUCGGAAUUCCAUAUUGCACAGGGAAAUUUACAACGUGCGCGUAUAUUUUAUACCAAAGCAAUAAAAGCAAUGCCCAGAGACUACGAUUUGCGUUUGCGUAAAGCACGUUUGCUGGAAUUGAUGAACGAAACACAAAGAGCUAUGUUGACAUAUUUAAAGAUGUUACCACACGUACCACGCUCUGAAUCGGAGCUUUGUCUGACGACAGCCAAAAAUGUUGCACACCAUUUUCAUGGUAUUUCAAAACACGCCAUUGCGCUUGAAGCUAUGGAAAGCGCUUAUCAAAUUUGUGGUGAUCGUUUUACACUUGAAGAUCUCAAUCUGUACAUGGAUCUACUCAUUUUCAACAAGGGAUAUGCAAAAGUUUUACGUUGUUUACGCGCGCGCACCUCACUCGAAUUGGAAACAGAGCAAGAAAGAAAUUUAGAACUGAUUUUCUUUUGUGUCAUACCUGAUGAUUUUGUACCCGAUUUUCGUGCAAAACUAUGUGUAAGUUUAAUACACUUGCAUGCACAUCAUUUGCUAGGUUAUCUUAUACAAAAUGUACACGAGCACAUCCCCUUGACAGAUGAUCGCUUAGAUUUGUAUAUUGACAUUGCGGAGGCACUAAUGCAAGAGCACAAAUAUGCAGAAGCUAUAGAAUUGCUACGCCCAAUAACAGAUGGCGACACGAUCGAGUGUCCGGCUUUUGUUUGGCUACGUCAAGCCGAAUGUUUGCGUAAUUUGAAUCGCACCAAUGAGGCAAUAGAAAGUUAUACGCGUGUUGUUGAGUUGGCACCAUUUUGCUAUGAGGCUAAGUUCACAUUGUCGGCACUACUCAAACAACAGGGACGUCACUUGGAAGCGGUGAAAGCGCUUGAACAAUCGGGUGAAUGCGAUGGACAACCACUAAAUGCGCGUUUGCUUUAUGAACGUUGUGUAAUGUUGCAGCAAAUCGGUGAGAUUGACGAAUUCCUCGAAGUCGGCUAUGUGCUCUUGGCGCGACAUUCAAUAAAAUUGCGCAAUCGUGAUGAAAUGCUCGCUGCGGCGAAUGGAGGCAGUUUUUACAAUGCAGAAGGUCUCAAGGUUAUAUUGCAAAUGCGAAAUAUCACAGAGGAUACGGACAAAGCAUUGCAGGAAUAUCUUAAAGUGCCGCAGGAGAAUUCCGAUCUCACUAUACAAGAUGAAUUUCGACUAUUCCUCGAGUUGAUACGUGUCGCCUACGAACAACGUAAAUUCAGUUGCAUUGAACGUAUCUGUUUUGGCAUGGUGACCACAAAGCGUUUCACGGCCUACCAUAUCGAAUUGGAACGUAUCAUAAUACUCGCCUGUUACUUCAAUGACAAUUGCGCCAUUGCGUUCUCCUAUUUGCGUGAGUUGAUUUCGAAGAGUCCACAUAAUAUCGCCCUAUGGAAUUUACUUUCAUUGCUGGUGCAAAAGGGUCAAGAUUUACGUUAUCAUCGUUAUGUGCGGCGUCUCGUACAGCGUCAUCCCACGGAACGUCAAUUGCGUAUUUUCUUAGCUCACUAUCAUCUAUUUUGUUGUUCGUACAAAUAUGCAUUAAAUAUCUAUGUGCCAUUGUUUAAAGAACAACAAACACCGAUACAUGCGCUCUGCAUUGCCGUGAUCUUCAAUCAAUUGUCAUUGCAACGUAAAGUAUUACGUAAAACUGCUGCCGUUGCGCAGUCCAUUGCUUUCGCCCAAAAGUAUGCUACACUGCGUGCAGGCGUUGAAUGGAAGGUUGGCUCUACAACCACCGGCACUGUAGCUGAAGCAUCAACAUCGAAAAAAGAAACAAAUGCUACAUGCAGUGCUGUUGAACAAGAAAUUUGUUAUAAUUUUGGGCGCAUUUAUCAACAGGCUGGCCUAGUGCACCUAGCCGUGGAGUAUUACGAGCGUGGUUUGGCCGCUCAACAUCCUUUGAUUGAUGAGCAUGAAGAGUAUUUGGGUUUGCGGCAAGAAAUUGCUUACAAUCUACAUCUGAUCUAUAAGGCUGCGGGGAAUUUACACAAAGCGCGACAAUAUCUCUAUGAGUAUUGUGUUGUAUGAACUAUGUAAGAAAUAAGCGUUAAAUUUGCGGAUGUGGAUAAGCAAAUCAGAGUGUUCCCAAGCUAUAAUAACUAAAUUUGAAUUGUUUAAAUUCUUAAAUGUCAUAGCAGAAUCUCGAUUGAAUUUAGCGACGUUGCCUUGUGGGAUAAUAUGUAUGUGUAAGUACAUAUGUUCAAGGCGUUGACCAUAAAAAAUGUUUUCAACAAUUCUGUAUUUCAAUUCUGUAAUUCAGUUUUGAAAAUUUGUUUGACAUACAUAUAUUAAAUAUAA
Messenger RNA from Bactrocera tryoni, 3128 nucleotides. Its product is annotated as general transcription factor 3C polypeptide 3. Gene Ontology annotation, cellular component: transcription factor TFIIIC complex. Gene Ontology annotation, molecular function: protein binding. Gene Ontology annotation, biological process: transcription by RNA polymerase III. Lineage: Eukaryota; Metazoa; Arthropoda; Insecta; Diptera; Tephritidae. The transcript is spliced from 3 exons. Bases 75 to 2858 code for a protein of 927 amino acids. The record is from RefSeq and is a predicted model, not a curated record.